This is a messenger RNA of Acanthosepion pharaonis, 831 nucleotides long. The record is from the annotation of a GenBank genome assembly. NCBI's taxonomy places the organism in Eukaryota, Metazoa, Mollusca, Cephalopoda, Sepiida, Sepiidae.
AUGCCCAGUGAGUGCACACGUAGGCUGCAACAGGAGAAGGCAGAAAUGCUGUCUCCAGUCACCUAUCUAUGUGUCAGUUCUAUUUUCAGUAGCCAACAUUUACUGCCCCGAGUACUUCCUUCCUUCUUUUCUUUCUUUCUUUUUUUUCUUUCUUUCUUCCUUUCUUUCUUUCUUUCUUUUGAUUCAAUCAUAUUAUCAAGACUUCAUAUUGUUCUUUCUGUCUUUCUUUCUUUCCUUCUUCCUUUCUUUCUUUCUUUCUUUCUUUUGAUUCCAUCACAUUAUCAAGACUUCAUAUUUUUCUUUCUUUCUUUCUGUCUUUCUUUCUUUCUUUCUUUUGAUUUCAUUACAUUAUUAAAACUUCAUGUUCUUUCUUUCUUUCUUUCUUUCUUUCUUUCUUUCUUUUCUUUCUUUCUUUCUUUUGAUUCCAUCACAUUAUCAAGACUUCAUAUUGUUCUUUCUUUCUUUUUUCUUUCUUUCUUUCUUUCUUUCUUUCUUUCUUUCUUUCUUUCUUUUGAUUUCAUUACAUUAUUAAAACUUCAUACUUCAUGUUCUUUCUUUCUUUCUUUCUUUCUUUCUUUCUUUCUUUCUUUCUUUCUUUUGAUUCCAUCACAUUAUCAAGACUUCAUAUUGUUCUUACUUUCUUUUUUCUUUCUUUCUUUCUUUCUUUCUUUCUUUCUUUUGAUUUCACUUAUAUUUUUCUUUCUUUUUUCUUUUUUUUCUUUCUUUCUUUCUUUCUUUCUUUCUUUUGAUUCCAUCACAUUAUCAAGACUUCAUAUUUUUCUUUCUUUCUUUCUUUCUUUCUUUCUUUCUUUCUUUCUUUCUUUCUUUUGA